Lodderomyces orthopsilosis Co 90-125 is the source of this 1062-nucleotide messenger RNA. Its product is annotated as 2-dehydropantoate 2-reductase. Lineage: Eukaryota; Fungi; Ascomycota; Pichiomycetes; Serinales; Debaryomycetaceae. The coding region runs from base 1 to 1062 and encodes 353 amino acids. Gene Ontology annotation, cellular component: mitochondrion; cytoplasm. The record is from RefSeq and is a predicted model, not a curated record. Gene Ontology annotation, biological process: pantothenate biosynthetic process. Gene Ontology annotation, molecular function: 2-dehydropantoate 2-reductase activity; NADP binding. The transcript has a single exon.
AUGACACCAAUCCAAAAGCUAGCUGAGCCUGUAAAAGUACAUAUAUUAGGGGCUGGUGCUUUGGGUUCACUCUUAGCCCAUGACUUGAAAUUGCAUCAACAACGAGCUGUAUCGCCGACGCUUUUACUUCGACCAAAUAAAUCUUCAAUAAAAGAUCAAUUUGUGAGAGUGAAGCGUCUCAAUGAUGUACAUAAAUCAAAGGAGUCCUAUAUUGAAGUCCCUACGGGAAAGACUAAAGAUCUCCAGGGAAGAAAGAUUGACAAUUUAAUUAUUACUACAAAGUGUUUCCAAACCGAGGCUGCCCUACAACCUUAUAUCGAGAAUUUGUCAUCACAGUCAAAUGUAUUAAUUUUACAGAAUGGUAUGGGGAUGCCUGAUUUUCUCAUCAAAAGAUUUUGGGCAAACGGAUCAAACUGUCCCAAGUUUUUCGAAGCCAUUACGACUCAUGGAGUAUAUGUUGACGAGAAUGGGCUAGUGAAUCAUGCGUCAAAAGGAACCUUGCAAAUCAGUGACAAGAACGGCACUCUGGAGAAAAUGAUGCCAGAGACGAUUCAAGCAAUUUUAGAUACACCCAGUUUGAACGCAGGGUAUGUAGGGUAUCAUGAUUUUAUUUUACUUCAGAUGCAAAAAUUGGUCAUCAAUUGUUGUAUUAAUCCUUUAACGGCUAUAUUUGAUGUCAACAAUGGACACUUGCUUUAUGGUGAUGAGACUGCCAAUCUUUGGAAAUCGAUUAUAACGGAAUGUGUGGACAUGUUUUUUUUGGAAUAUUCCAUCCUACAAGAGAUACCUCAAUCAAGGGCAUUUUUAAGUGAAACUAGACUCUUGGACAUUGUCACUUCAGUAUGUCAAUCAACUGCAUCGAACAGCUCCUCCAUGAGACAAGACACCAGGAAUUUGAGAAACACUGAAAUAGAAAAUAUGAACGGAUACAUCUCCUUUUUAGGGAAAAAACAUAAUAAAGCUACUUUCACGAAUUCGAUGAUUACAAGUAUGGUGAAGACGAAGCUCAGUAUAGAUAGAGGUAUUGAUAAAGCUUCCGCUGAUGCAAUACUAAGCCUAUAG